Molecule: messenger RNA, 1182 nt
Organism: Aureobasidium melanogenum CBS 110374
Lineage: Eukaryota; Fungi; Ascomycota; Dothideomycetes; Dothideales; Saccotheciaceae
Product: mRNA-capping enzyme subunit alpha
Exons: 1
Coding region: 1-1182 (393 amino acids)
Biological process (GO): 7-methylguanosine mRNA capping
Cellular component (GO): mRNA capping enzyme complex
Molecular function (GO): ATP binding; mRNA guanylyltransferase activity
Source: RefSeq, a predicted model, not a curated record
AUGGGCUCUCUGUUGCAGUUGUCUGACGUCGCCGACUUGAUUCCACGACGCGAUGCUAAUGACUUUCGCGAAAGAGUCCGACACCUGCUCGGCCGCUCCUCGACUCACUUUCCAGGCGCCCAGCCAGUCAGCUUUUCGCGCCGCCAUUUCAGAGACUUGCAAGAAACAGAUUACUAUCUCUGCGAAAAGACUGAUGGCAUUCGAUGCCUCCUUUAUUUCACCACCUUUACCGAUGGCAACAAUCACCUAGAAGCCCACAUGCUCAUCGAUCGCAAGAACGACUACUACAACAUUGACAACGAACACUUCCACUUUCCCUUACCCGAUGGGCCCGACGCCAGCUACCAUACCGAAACCCUUCUCGAUGGCGAACUUGUUCUGGACACGCUACCGAACGGUGAACAACAAAAGACGUAUUUGGUCUUUGACUGCCUUGCUGUUGACGGCAAGUCUCUCCAACAGCGCACUCUCGACAAGCGACUGGGUUAUUUCCAUGAGUCCGUCCUGAAGCCUUACAACAAGUUGUUGAGUCGAUAUCCUGAGGAGAAGGAAUUGCAACCUUUUGUCAUUACUGCAAAGAAGAUGGAAAAGGCCUACGGUGUCAUGAUGAUGAUCAAGGACGUCCUGCCAAAACUGCCACACGGUAGCGAUGGUCUCAUCUUCACCUGUCGCACCUCCCCUUACACAAGCGGUACGGAUCCAAAGAUAAUCAAGUGGAAGCCACCCCAUGAGAAUACGAUCGAUUUCCGGUUACAGAUGGGCAAAUUCCCAUCCAUCACAGAGGACGGCCAGACUUUUACAGACUACGAUGCUUGUCCAUCCAUGGAUUUGCUAGUAUUUCACGGCGACAAGAGGAACGAAGUGUUUGCGAAGCUAUACGUGACUGAAAGCGAGUGGGAGAGCAUGAAGGGCAUGCAGCAGAUCUUGGAUGGGCGAAUCAUCGAGUGUCAUAAGGACGAACAAGGUCGAUGGCGUUACAAAAGAGAGCCGAAUGGCGAGCCGCGCUUCCGAGAUGACAAGACGGAAGCCAACCACAUCACUACGGUCGAGAGCGUUUUAGAGAGCAUUGAGGAUGCGGUCAGCGAACAAGAUCUUUUGGACAAUGCCAAAAUGAUCAACGCGCAUUGGAAGAGACGCGAAGCUGAGGCGUCGAGGCCGCAAGCAAAUGGCGUGCCACGGUAG